Messenger RNA from Heteronotia binoei (common prickly gecko), 1860 nucleotides. Its product is annotated as vomeronasal type-2 receptor 26-like. The coding region runs from base 1 to 1860 and encodes 619 amino acids. Lineage: Eukaryota; Metazoa; Chordata; Lepidosauria; Squamata; Gekkonidae. The record is from RefSeq and is a predicted model, not a curated record. Gene Ontology annotation, molecular function: G protein-coupled receptor activity. Gene Ontology annotation, biological process: G protein-coupled receptor signaling pathway. The transcript has 6 exons. Gene Ontology annotation, cellular component: membrane.
AUGAUGGUCCUGGUGGUGGUGCUCCUCCUUGUACUGCUGGGCCAGUCUGGCUGCAAGACCCAUUCUGUUACUUGCUCCGUGAGCAGUGAUUCCCUUCCCAUUUCUCAUGAAUUUUAUCAAUCAGGUGACUUUGUUAUCGGUCAGAUCGUUGCUCACAUUUUCUUGUUCCGUAGCUCUCCCCUGUUCCUGGAACAUCCCGAAGAGAAUUUGAAUACAGAACCUACGUCAGUGCCCAAACAUUACCAAUAUCUCUUGGCUUUGAUAUUUGCUGUAAAGGAGAUCAAUGAGAAUUCUGACAUCUUACCAAACGUUACCUUGGGUUUUCACAUCCUCAACAGCUAUUAUCUUACAAAGAUGACCUAUAAGGCUACCCUGAACCUGCUUUCCACACAACAGAAGUUUGUCCCCAAUUUCAAGUGUGAUUUCAAAAACAAUCUUGUGGCUGUUAUUGGAGGGCUUUGUUCUGAAACAUCUGUCAAUGUAGCCACUAUUUUAUCCCUCUACAACAUCCCACAGAAUGGAAUCUGUUAUUCCUUCAAGCUAAAAACACCCAAAAGAACUUACAGUGACCGCCUGCCAGAGUACCUGAUGCUUCAUCGUUUUCUGAGGAGCAUUUCUUUUAACAACACUGCUGGAGAAAUUAUGCAUUUCAAUGAAAAUGGAGAAUUAGUGGAAGGAUUUGAUGUUAUCAACUGGGUAACUUUCCCCAAUGGAUCUUUUGUUCGAGUAAAGGUGGGAAGACUGAAUCCACAGACUCCUCAAGGCCAAGACCUAACCAUUAACGAUGAUCAAAUUGUAUGGCACAGAAGUUUUAAAAAAGUACUGCCACUUUCUGUUUGCAAUGACAACUGCCAUCCUGGCUCCAGCAGGGAAAAGAAGGAAGGUGAAAAAUUUUGCUGCUAUGACUGCACUCCAUGUCCAGAAGGAAUGAUUUCUGAGCAGAAUGGUAAGAACAUUGACUUCUGUGUCAAAUGUCCAGAAGACCGCUACCCGAACAAAAACCACAAUCAAUGCAUUAUGAAAGUUAUUACCUAUCUCUCUUAUGAAGAACCAUUAGGAACCAUCUUAGCUAUACUGGCGAUUGGUUUCUCUCUGAUCACAGUUUUUGUGCUGGGAACGUUCAUGAAGUUCCAAGAGACUGCUAUAGUCAAAGCCAACAACAGGAGUCUCACCUACAUUCUCCUCAUUUCUCUCCUCCUUUGCUUCCUGUGCUCCUUGCUGUUCAUUGGGCAGCCUGUGAAGGUAACCUGCCUUCUCCGCCAGCUUAUGUUUGGCGUCAUAUUCUCACUAGCCCUUUCCAGUGUGUUGGCAAAAACGAUCACUGUGGUUUUGGCAUUCAUGGCUACCAGACCAGCAUCUAAAAUUAGGAAAUGGAUGGGACAAAGACUCGCAUAUCUGAUAGUAUUUUCUUGCUCCUUUAUUCAGAUAGGCAUCUGUACUCUUUGGCUAAAUACUUCUGCUCCAUUCCCAGAUCGAGAUAUGCACUCUCUGACUGGGGAGAUCAUACUGGAAUGUAAUGAGGGUUCAGCUGCUAUGUUUUAUUCUGUCUUGAUUUAUAUGGGCUUCAUGGCCUUUGUCAGCUGCACUGUGGCUUUUCUGGCCAGGAAGUUACCUGAUAGUUUCAAUGAAGCCAAAUUUAUCACUUUCAGCAUGUUGGUCUUUUGCAGUGUUUGGUUGACCUUUAUUCCAACUUACUGGAGCACCAGGGGGAAAUACACAGUAGCCGUGGAGAUCUUUUCCAUUUUAUCGUCUAGUGCUGGCUUACUGGGUUGUAUUUUUUUCCCUAAGUGCUACAUCAUUAUUCUGAGGCCUGAGCUGAACAACAGAGAGCAGUUAAUAAGUAGGAAAAGAAUAAAAUGA